AUGAAAGUGAGGCUGCGCGGGAGCCUAACAAGGAGCCCACGACCAAUGGAACACCUAGUCCCGGUAAGCGCAAUGUGAGCAAGGCGAAGAGGCUCUUGCCAAUGGAGCUGCGGAAACGCCGUCGAGCCGCGAAGCUACAGGUGUCGGCUGAAAAGAAGGCGCGGGUGACGGGUGCAGCUUCUUCACCUCAGACAUCGUCAGCACCUGCCCGAUCUCCUGGCAAAACGAAGGUAAUCAAGGAUAUUAACGAGGGACCAGAACCGAUCCAAGCGUCUCAUGAGGCCAUUUCAGUUGAGAUUGCGCAGUUAGAAGCAGCAAAGAAGGCUUCCCCAUCGAAAUCGACAUCCAAACAAUCGCCUCGUGCGCAGGAGCCACCUGCUACUGCUUCAGCACGAUUGCAUUCGCUUUAUAACUCGUCACUGCUGACUCAAAGAGCUCUGAACCGACGGCUUGUUCCAGGUGCAAACGUCCCGAACAUCUUCCAGGUUGCCGAGUUGCCGCUGGACACUGUGCCCAAAACUAAACUGUCCAUCCUUACCGCCUUUCCGUAUCCUUUUCAGCGCGUAAACUCAAAAAUCCAGCAGCAAGCACUGCAACAAUUCAUGUCUGGUGGUGGAAGUGCGCAGCAGUCUGCUACCCAAAGCACAGCAGUGCGAUGGCAGCAGGCGUUGCAAUAUUUCGUACACCCUGCAGACGUAGUACCGACUUCUGUUCUGCUCAACCGAGCGACUACAUCAAGCACAGGUGAGCCGUUAUUAGGAGGCCCCAAAGGUGAACACAAACGAGAAGAAAAGGCAUAUCUCACAGCGCGAUGGAAUACGUGGCAGGAAUCAUUUCGCGACGUCUACAUGAACUUCCGUCGUCGGGCUUGCAGAACUACUGGCGACACACAGGAUGGCUCAUUUUAUCUUCGUUCAAGUAAAUUUGUCGUUUACUUCCUGUAUGAUACCGACAGUCAAGAUGCAAUAGCAAAUGAAUCCUCAAUCAUCAGCCUGUGCCGACAGCACGACGAAGAAACAAAUGCAGCUGAAACCCCGGCUAAAGUAACCAAGAAUACGCAGAAUCGUCGUCUUCGAGCUGUGAUGUCGCAGUCAAGUGCAAGAACGCGCAAGGUGUUGCACCAUCUCAAUGUGGAAUACACCAUGCCAUACGUCAAAGCAAACCAGACGCAGCGUGAAGUCGGCGAGUUCCACUUGCUAGAAGAAGAACUCGAGGCCAGCCGCAAAAGACAAGACAGCGACACAAUCCUGACGCGCACUUCAACCGCUCCAGAUAAUAUGCAUGGUGUCGAUUCACUGCUGCUUUUCCACGGCCACAUCGCUGUUCACGGACUGUACGAGUUCCUCAUCAACCGUGCACCCAUGUCGAAUCAAGACGUGCCAGUGCUCUAUGCGCUCUAUCCAUUUGCGAACGCUUCCAUCAAAAGCUUGCAGGUCACAUCGUUUGGUCGAGUCGGAGCUGCAGUGACCGAGUCAGAAGUUGGAGACCAGUCUUCGAGAUCUGCCACACUCUUUCGGAUCGAAAUUUCUGGAUUCUGCUUCCCUUCCAGUACCAAGAGAUUACUCGCAGUGCUCAAGGAUGAGUGGGAAAUAACCCACUCCUCCUACGACUUGUUGGAACCUACGACUGGAGGGAAGAACUCCCAAAUCGUAUUGCGAACCUACAUGGAGGCAUUGGCCGGUGCGGAGCGUCUGAAUGCCGUCAAGUUGGACGAGAAUCUCGCAAGAGGACCCGAAAGUGACCAACAAGAGCGUCAGAAGCGUCUUCAAGAGCUUGAAUUUUCCAAGCGACGCAUGGAAAUUGCAGCAGUGACGAAGAUGGAAAGCCGCUACAAUAUGGAAACUACGAGCCGAACGAUUGUUGUCCGGCGAUGA
Molecule: messenger RNA, 1874 nt
Organism: Phytophthora infestans T30-4
Lineage: Eukaryota; Oomycota; Peronosporomycetes; Peronosporales; Peronosporaceae
Exons: 6
Coding region: 102-1874 (590 amino acids)
Biological process (GO): nuclear DNA replication
Cellular component (GO): nucleus
Source: RefSeq, a predicted model, not a curated record